Ailuropoda melanoleuca (giant panda) is the source of this 3064-nucleotide messenger RNA. RefSeq names its product ALG13 UDP-N-acetylglucosaminyltransferase subunit. Gene Ontology annotation, molecular function: cysteine-type deubiquitinase activity; K63-linked deubiquitinase activity. Lineage: Eukaryota; Metazoa; Chordata; Mammalia; Carnivora; Ursidae. Gene Ontology annotation, biological process: protein deubiquitination. The annotation marks the transcript as partial. The record is from RefSeq and is a predicted model, not a curated record. The transcript is spliced from 20 exons.
UUGUUUUGCAGCCAGGUCCAUCAUUUGGAAAUCAGGAAGGCUUGUGUCUCAUAUAUGAGAGAAAACCAACAAACUUUUGAGUCUUAUGUGGAGGGAUCUUUUGAGAAAUACCUGGAACGGUUGGGAGAUCCCAAGGAAAGUGCUGGCCAGCUGGAAAUAAGAGCUCUUUCUCUAAUUUAUAAUCGGGAUUUCAUUCUUUAUCGCUAUCCCGGAAAGCCUCCAACUUAUGUCACAGAUAAUGGCUAUAAAGACAAGAUUCUACUCUGCUAUUCAAGUAAUGGCCAUUAUGAUUCAGUAUACUCAAAACAAUUUCAGUCAAGUGCAGCUGUUUGUCAGGCUGUAUUGUAUGAAAUUCUCUAUAAAGAUGUGUUUGUUGUGGAUGAAGAAGAGUUGAAGACUGCAGUUGAAUUAUUUCGAAGUGGUUCCAAAAAGAACAGAAACAAUGCUCUGACUGGCAGUGAAGAUGUCCAUAUUGACUACAAGAGUUCAACUCAGGAUAGGCCUGAAGAGUUGGGUGCCUGCUGCAGUGUUGAAAAUAUCCCAGAGGGGUACAGUCAAGGAACAGAAGAAGCAAAGUCUCCAGAAAGUACAUCAAAGAUGCUCUUCCCCUAUAAGGUGCUCAAAGCCCUGGAUCCAGAAAUCUAUCGUAAUGUAGAAUUUGAUGUUUGGUUGGACAGCAGAAAAGAACUUCAAAAAUCUGAUUACAUGGAGUAUGCUGGGAGACAGUACUAUUUGGGAGACAAGUGUCAGGUUCGCUUGGAAUCGGGAGGAAGAUACUAUAAUGCUCAUAUUCAGGAAGUUGGAAAUGAGAACAAUUCAGUAACAGUCUUCAUUGAAGAAUUGGCAGAAAGGCAUGUGGUUCCGUUGGCUAACUUAAAACCAGUUACCCAAGUCACACCUGUUCCUGCCUGGAAUGCUAUGCCCAGUCGGAAAGGAAGAGGUUACCAGAAAAUUUCCGAGGACUGUGUCCCAGAAAUGGCUAUGUCAGAGAUGGAUAUGAAACAACAGAAGAAGAUGUUCAAAAAAGUUAGAGGAAAAGAGGUUUAUAUGACUAUGGCUUACAGCAGAGGAGACGCCUUCCUCCCACCCAGGCUUCAGCACAAUAUGCAUUAUGGGCAUAACCCUCCAAUGCACUACCCACAGACAGCUGGCAGUAUUAUGUCUAAUGAACAUUUUCAUCCUCAGCAUGCGUCUCAGAGACAAGGUCGGGGAUACGGGAUGCCCAGGGAUUCAUCUCGCUUUAUAAACAGGCAGAACAUGGAGGGCCCCAAAGUUGGUUUUUACCCUGGCCCGGGUAAAAGAUGUUUGCAGAGCUAUGAUAACUUCUCCUAUAGAUCUCGUUCCUUUAGACGUAGUCACCGCCAGAUGCAUUGUAUGAAUAAGGAGUGCCAGUAUAGCUUUGCCCCAGAGAGUGGACAGAUGCCCAGGGGCUUGGAAGAAACCAUUACUUUUUAUGAAGUUGAAGAAGGUGAUGAGACUGCUUAUCCAACUUUACCUGUAAGUAGGUCAAAGAUUUAUUCAAAAAGCUGCUUACUUUCUUUUUUAAGUAAAGGCAGUGUGGAUAGAUGGAGAUAUCAUGAAGAAUAUAUUUAUCCUUCAGAACCAGACUAUGAAACUUCAGGUGUUUAUAGCACAACUGAAUCUACAGCAAACUUGUCUCUUCAGGACAGAAGACCAUGUUCUAUGUCUCCUCAGGACACAGUUACCUCAUACAACUAUCCCCAGAAGGUGAUGGUAAAUUCUGCAGCAAUUGCAGCUUCCUGUGCCAAUAAUGUUCCAGCUCCAGUCUUACCUAACUAUGCAGCAGCUAAUCAAGCUAGUAGUACCACUUCAGUUUCCUCACAGAAUGUUAUACAGCCUCUAUUUGUAUCUCCACCUAUACAAGGCAGGCCAGUGAUUGCUUCACCAUCCUAUCCAUACCUUUCUGCUCCUAUUCCUGCUGCUGCUGCUGCUUUACCACCUCCACCUCCUCCUCUUGAGGUGGGAGAGGCUUCAAACUUACCACCACCACCUCCACCUUAUUCCUGUGAUCCAAGUGGCAGUGAUCUGCCUCAAGGUAAGGAGAUUUUGAGACUUGUAUCCAUUUAUGUUGAUGUUUUAGUGAAUCUUUGUAUAAAGUGUGUACUAUAUGCAUUCUUUGUUUCAGGUACUUUUCCAAAUGCUGACCCUGCAUCUGUCCCUCAUGGAGCAGUCUAUUAUCCAAUGAUGUCAGAUCCCUAUGGGCCACCACCUUUGCCGGGUUUUGAUUCCUGUCUUCCUGUUGUGCCAGAUUAUCCCUAUGUUGCCCCCUGGCAUCCAGUUGGUGCAGCAUAUGGUGGUUCUUCUCAAAUUCAUGGUGCUAUGAAUCCCGGGCCAGUUGGCUAUAUUGCUUCACCUCCCUCAGCUUCUCAUUACAUACCUCAGAAUAUGUAAGAUUCAGCAAUAUGAAGUAUUCUUGCACUGCCAUUUUUUGCUGUUUUGGUUUUUAAAAAGUGUUUUAUGUUAGUGUUAAGUGAUUUAGGUGGUUAGGGUGGUUACUAUUGUAUCUGUCUUUAAGAUUAUUUUAUCUUUUGAUUUAAAAUACUACUUAAAGGAAUAUUACUUUGGGUUGUGGAUAUCAAGAAAUUGAGAUGGAUGUACAGCUAGCCCCAUUUUGAGCAUAUUUCAUUAUAAGCAAUUGUUUUCCUGUCAGCCAGCUUGUCAACUUUGUAUUAUCUGAUGGUUCCAGUUGAUAAAAGGAGUAAAUCAUACAAACUACUUCCUUGGUUCAGAUGUCACAUAUCAUAUUAAACCAUGCAAAAUUGGAAUAACUUCCAUGUUUUUUCUAGAAAAUAAAAAACAAAACCAAGAACAUUUGCUUCUGGAUAACUAUUAAAUGAGAGAGCUUUUCAGGUUUCUUAAGAAUUGUCUGAACUGAGUUAUGUUCUGUGAUAGUAAUCAGUUUUGAAGGCACAUGGUGCUCUGCUUUAGAUUUAUCCCAUAUGCUAUUGUUUGAUAUUGGAUUUAUGUAACUGUUUUACUGCACAGUAUUGAAUUGGUGUCCUUUGCACAGUUAGCAGUAAAUAAAAAUUAGCAUUUAAAAUUG